UGCCGGGAGGACGCAGCGCUGCCCCGCGCUGGGAUGACCCGCUGACCGCGGCCAUGCAUCCUUGACGGGGCGCGGGGACAGUCGCAGGGCGCGCCCUCCGGGAAGGACAGUGGACGCGGGCAGCAGCACUUUACCGCCGACUCUAGCCCGGCUGGGAGCGAAGCCUUUUACCAUGGAACCCGUGACCAAGUGGAGCCCCAAGCAAGUGGUGGACUGGACUAGAGGGUUGGAUGAUUGCCUGCAGCAGUACGUCCACAAGUUUGAGCGGGAGAAGAUCAAUGGUGAGCAGCUGCUGCGGAUCGCCCACCAGGACCUGGAGGAGCUGGGCAUCACGCGCAUCGGGCACCAGGAGCUCGUGCUGGAGGCUGUCGACCUUCUCUGCGCACUGAAUUAUGGCCUUGAAACCGACAACAUGAAGAACUUGGUUCUGAAAUUGCGAGCGUCUUCCCAUAACCUACAGAAUUACAUAAGUAGCCGUCGGAAAAGUCCCGGUUAUGAUGGGAACACGUCCCACAAGCCCCACAAUGAGUUCUUGACUUCCGUGGUGGAGCUUAUAGGUGCUGCCAAGGCCUUGCUAUCGUGGCUGGACCGGGCCCCAUUUACAGGGAUCACUGAUUUCUCAGUCACGAAGAACAAAAUCAUUCAGCUUUGCUUGGACCUGACCACUACCGUCCAGAAGGAUUGUCUUGUAGCAGAAAUGGAGGAUAAAGUUCUAACCAUAGUCAAGGUUUUAAACGGCAUCUGCGACAAAACAAUCCGAUCGACCACGGACCCUGUCAUGAGCCAGUGUGCGUGCCUGGAGGAGGUGCACUUACCGAACAUCAAGCCCGGGGAAGGCCUGGGCAUGUACAUCAAAUCAACCUAUGAUGGAUUGCAUGUGAUUACUGGAACCACAGAGAACUCUCCUGCAGACAGAUCUCAGAAGAUUCACGCUGGUGAUGAAGUCAUUCAGGUUAAUCGGCAAACCGUGGUGGGAUGGCAGCUGAAAAACCUGGUGAAAAAACUGAGAGAGAACCCGACCGGAGUGGUGCUCCUGCUGAAGAAGCGCCCCACGGGCUCUUUCAACUUCACUCCUGCGCCUCUGAAAAACCUGCGGUGGAAGCCGCCUCUCGUGCAGACCUCGCCUCCGCCCACGACGACCCAGUCCCCCGAAAGCACCAUGGAUACCUCGCUGAAGAAGGAAAAGCCAGCCAUCCUGGAUCUUUACAUCCCUCCUCCGCCAGCCGUACCCUACUCUCCCCGGGAUGAGAACGGGAGCUUCGCUUAUGGAGGCGUCAGCAAGUGUAAACAAGCCGUGCCUGCUGCCAAGGGCUCGGAGUCCCCAAACUCCUUCCUGGACCAGGAGAGUAGAAGACGGAGAUUCACCAUUGCCGACUCUGAUCAGUUGCCUGGGUAUUCGGUCGAAACCAACAUUCUGCCCACAAAAAUGAGACAGAAGACACCAUCUUAUGGCAAACCCCGGCCUUUGUCCAUGCCUGCGGAUGGGAGCUGGAUGGGGAUCGUGGACCCUUUUGCCAGACCUCGAGGUCAUGGGAAGAAAGGGGAGGAGGCCCUUUGUCGAUACUUCAGUAAUGAGCGGAUCCCUCCCAUCAUCGAAGAAAGCUCCUCUCCCCCAUACCGCUUCUCCAGGCCCACCAUGGAGAGGCAGCUGGUCCGAGCAGACUACAUCCGAGGCAGCAGAUGCUACCUCAGUUCAGAUCUCCAUAGCAGCGCCACAAUGCCGUUCCAGGAGGAAGGGACGAAAAAGAAAUCCGUCUCCUCCGGGGCCAAGUCCUCGUCUACAGAACCGUCCCUCCUGGUCAGCUGGUUUACUCGCCUGAAACUGUUGACUCACUGAGCCCUGCGCUCUCCAGACUCCCCGCUGCCCCUGCUCCCAAGUGCCUUGCUUCCUCAGUGGACGACCUGUUCUGAUUUUCAUGCACAGUAUUAUGUAGACACCUUUUGCAAAUUCAUUUGAUUUUAUUUUUGGAAAAUUGUAUGUCGUCCUUCUUGGAAUGUUGAAGGGAGUGGGCGGGAACAAGUCCAGAGGGUCUUAGGUGCUGGCCUGUGGAGGCAGAAGGAGGAGAUGGGUAGAAUGGGCAUUUUUUGCUUCCUUAGAGUCGGAACAUGGAGACACACUCCACAAACCAAGCCUCUGCAUAGGCGGAACUGGGGCAUUGUUCAUUUUGGGGGCAGGAGGAAAUUGGUGCCCAUUGUCACACAGAUGUGUUGGAUUGUGGUCCAACUUGUCCACCUGAAGAAGCCAGUGGAGAAAACAUUUUCAUUCUGAUUUUUCAAGCUACAUACCACAUGUGUCAGUGUAGCGGCAGCUUUGACUCUGAAACAGCGUGUUUCAGAAGUGUCUGCCGCUCUUUCCGAGCAGAGGUUUAAGUGUAGACCUGUUACACUUGGUUCAUCCCCUUUUCCUAACAACCCCCAGGUAGGUCGAUUAAUGCAGAAACACACUAAAUAGGGUUUAUUACACACAAAGAAGUGUGUGGUUCUGAGGCACGUCACUUUAUAGAUUGUUGUCUUUGAGGGCCUAGAAGCUAUGAGAUUUGCUGACAGCCAAAGUAUCAUUAAGAACAAUGAAGCGACGGGACUUAAGUUUCUGAAAGAUGCAUCAGUUUCCAUUUUGACCUGUUCGGUGUCUAUCUUCCAGAAAAGAAGGGACAGUUCUUCAAUAUUACACAUUUUGCUAAUUAGAAAUAACUUGGAAAGUCUCAU
This is a messenger RNA of Pteronotus mesoamericanus, 2706 nucleotides long. It is a transcript of the gene CNKSR3, whose product is annotated as CNKSR family member 3. Gene Ontology annotation, molecular function: protein binding. Gene Ontology annotation, biological process: regulation of signal transduction. Bases 173 to 1837 code for a protein of 554 amino acids. Lineage: Eukaryota; Metazoa; Chordata; Mammalia; Chiroptera; Mormoopidae. The record is from RefSeq and is a predicted model, not a curated record. Gene Ontology annotation, cellular component: membrane; cytoplasm. The transcript has 13 exons.